Messenger RNA from Oncorhynchus gorbuscha (pink salmon), 997 nucleotides. RefSeq names its product ladderlectin-like. Bases 91 to 735 code for a protein of 214 amino acids. Gene Ontology annotation, molecular function: signaling receptor activity. The transcript has a single exon. Lineage: Eukaryota; Metazoa; Chordata; Actinopteri; Salmoniformes; Salmonidae. The record is from RefSeq and is a predicted model, not a curated record.
CUCUACUCCACUCAUCACUCCAUCACUGGCCGACCUGAGAAAAGACUACCUGUGACUUGCCUACGACUACAGUUAACCAGCAAAAUCACCAUGAAGGUCCUGAGCAUCUCUGUAUUACUCUGUGUGGCCUUGACUCUAAGGGAAGCAGCAGGGCAGCAGCAGGCUGUGGCAGUGGAACAACUAAGCAUUGUUCCAGUUCUAGAGGAGGCUAAAGAGACUGGGCCACUGAAGCCACUGGGUGACGCUCCAAUGGAGACCAUAGUAGAACUGGUAGAAAACAAAGUAGAGCAUGCUCUACCUGAAGAAGGGGAAGCUGAGGCUGAUGCUCUUGCGCUGGUCCAAGCACCAGCGAUAAAGUUUUUGCACUGCCCUGAUGGUUGGUACCUACACCAGUCGCGCUGUUUCCUCUUUGUGAACUCAUACUUGCCGUGGCACAACGCAGAGGAACACUGCAACACUCUGCAUGCAAACCUGGCCUCCGUUCAGAACCCCCGACAGUAUCGCUUCCUGCAGCAGUUAACGACAAUGGCCAACCGGCACACCGCGUGGAUCGGUGGAUUCUAUCUCCAAGGCAGGUGGCUGUGGAUCGACCGUGUAGGAUUCUACUACGAAAACUGGUACACACACCUUGAUGUGGACCGCAACGCUUGCAUCCAUCUGCGCACCUCAGUGGGCUGGUCAAAUGCUCACUGUGGCACAGGUCUCCCAUUCAUCUGUGUGAAAAUGUCCUGUUAGUCAAGUUUGUGCUUCCUGCCAGCAGCAUGAUUUCAGUACGAUAAAGAAUUGUUAGUUGGUUGAUGUUGUUUCUAACUGCUUUCAGCAUUUUAGCGUAAUGAAUCCAGGCUGCAUCACAUCCGGCCGUGAUUGGGAGUCGUAUAGUGAGGCGCACAAUUUGCCCUGUCGUCCGGGUUUGGCCGGGGUAGGUCGUCAUUGUAAAUUCCAAUUUGUUCUAAACUGGCUUGCCGAGUUAAAGGUUCAAUAAAAAAAUAAAAAAACA